Pygocentrus nattereri (red-bellied piranha) is the source of this 2219-nucleotide messenger RNA. It is a transcript of the gene hibadha, whose product is annotated as 3-hydroxyisobutyrate dehydrogenase a. NCBI's taxonomy places the organism in Eukaryota, Metazoa, Chordata, Actinopteri, Characiformes, Serrasalmidae. The record is from RefSeq and is a predicted model, not a curated record. Gene Ontology annotation, biological process: L-valine catabolic process. The transcript is spliced from 8 exons. Gene Ontology annotation, molecular function: 3-hydroxyisobutyrate dehydrogenase activity; NAD binding; NADP binding. Gene Ontology annotation, cellular component: mitochondrion. The coding region runs from base 32 to 1021 and encodes 329 amino acids.
GCAGCGCUGAGGUCGAGGGGAGGAGAGAAGCAUGGCUGCCUUUCUCAGAGGCUCUCGGAGUGUUUUACAGAAGCCUAACAGGCAUGUCGACCUCAUGCUGGUAUUCUGUAGAACUAUGGCCUCUAAAACUCCAGUGGGUUUCAUUGGCCUGGGUAAUAUGGGCACACCCAUGGCUAAGAACUUGCUGAAGAAUGGAUAUCCAGUCAUUGCCACGGACGCUUUCCCAGAGUCCUGUAAAGAGCUACAGGACUCAGGAGCACAGAUUCUGGAUUCUCCAGCUGAGGUAGCAGAGAAGGCUGACCGCAUCAUAACUAUGCUUCCAUCGAGUCCUAAUGUCAUUGAAGUUUAUACUGGAUCAAAUGGUAUACUCAAGAAAAUUAAGAAGGGCACACUGCUCAUUGACUCAAGCACCAUAGACCCCGCUGUCUCUAAGGAAAUGGCCGUGGCUGCAGAAAAGAUGGGCGCAGUGUUCAUGGAUGCUCCAGUUUCAGGAGGUGUUGGUGCUGCAAGUUUGGCUAAACUCACAUUCUUGGUGGGUGGAGUGGAAGAGGAGUUUAAUGCUGCUCAGGAGCUGCUCACUUGUAUGGGAGCUAAUGUUGUUUACUGUGGCCAAGUAGGGUCUGGACAGGCUGCAAAAAUUUGCAACAUCAUGCUGCUUGCUAUUGGAAUGAUUGGCACAGCAGAGACAAUGAAUCUUGGAAUCAGGCUGGGCUUGGAUCCGAAGCUGCUGGCUAAAAUUCUGAAUAUGAGUUCCGGUCGUUGCUGGUCCAGUGACUCUUAUAACCCUGUCCCCAGCGUGAUGGAAGGUGUACCCUCUGCCAACAACUACCAGGGAGGCUUCAGCACCACGCUAAUGGCUAAGGACCUGGGUUUAGCCCAGAACACUGCAACCAACACUCGGACUCCAGUUCUUCUUGGUUCACUGGCUCACCAGGUCUACCGCACCAUGUGUGCUCGCGGCUAUGCUAACAAAGACUUUUCCUCCAUUUUCCAAUUCCUACGAGAGGAGGAGGGACAAUAAAUCGGGUCCCACUGGUCAAAGUGGACUUGGCUCAUGCUGCAAAUGGGAGCAGUCAUCGUUGUGAUUGACCAGUUUAGUAUUGAUAUACAUGUUAGUGUCCAAAGAUAAAGUUUUGUUAAAGCUAAGAGAGUUGUUUCUGCAUUGUUUAGUAGUCAAAGAAUGGUGCUGAUGACUAUGAUGAAUAUUCUGCAGGUCUGUGUUUUUAAAGGUACUCUCCCACCUUUGAUCCUAUGCAUUUAGAUUUAAAUAUGUAUCUGUGAUUUCAUUUUGUCCUCUUGGGGCAAGAUGAUGUUGUUGGCCAUUCUGAAUGGCCACUUUUGACCUUUAGUCAACUGUAUCUGUUUACAAUUUACUGACUUUUACCUCUUCAAUUUUACUGGAGGAGGCAAUCCUACUUUGCCCCCAUUGGAUAGAUGCAUUGAGGGCUUUCCUUUCUGAGCCAUAAGUACUACCUUCUCUUGCACACUGUUCAGCUCAGGUUACUGAGCAACCAAAUGGAGCUGUAUUAUAUACCUCGUUAUGAUCCGUUUUAAUCUGGCAGAUUCCUGACUGUUUAACAAACAUAUGCAUGUGUUACAUUUCUAAGAAUUCUCAGAUUAUCUGCUGUAUUACAUACCACAACGUAUUAUACACUAAAGUUACUCUCUCUCUCUCUCUCUCUCUCUCUCUCGCUCUCGCUCUCGCUCUCGCUCUCGCUCUCACUCUCCCCUUUAACUCCCCUAGACCAUGGCCAGUAGUGUAGUACGGUAUUUGUACAGUACUGCUGUGCAAAAGUCAGAGAACAGCCUUCUUAUUUAAUUUCCAUUCAAAAUGGCUAUUAAGCACAACUUAUUCAUUUAUCAGGAUCAGAACAAAAAAACACUUUAACAAAACUUAUACAGAAGCCUCAACAAAUAUUUUUUUUUCCGGGUUUUAAUGAAUCCAUGGUUUGCCUUUAUUAUAGAUUUCAUUCUUUUUGGGAGACCUGCUUUCAGUUUUUCAAAGAACUAGAGAUUUUUCCACCCCUCCAAAGUUCAGUCUUAGACGUUUGUUGCAUGGUCUGCUUCUCACAGUCCAAGUAAUUGAAACACAUUCAGUGAUGUUGUGGUCUGGACUCUGGUGUAGUCAGUCCAUUUUUCUGAGACCAGCAGGCUCUUUAUUUGAUUUGCCUUUUUUUUUUUUUUUUGUCCAUUUCUGUUUCUCAGUAACAGCUUCUUGA